Rotaria sp. Silwood1 is the source of this 2670-nucleotide messenger RNA. Lineage: Eukaryota; Metazoa; Rotifera; Eurotatoria; Philodinida; Philodinidae. The record is from the annotation of a GenBank genome assembly.
AUGCAUCAAGCUAGUUCAAGUCCAGACGAUAUGUCAUCAGGCCAUUCACUUAAAACUCGUGCUGAACAAGAGCGUAUAUCAUCAUUUCUUCAUGAAAAUACUCGAAGAUCAAGUUCAGAAGAAAAAAAAUCUCAUCGUAUUCCUAGUGGUAAUUCUCGGCAUCGUCAUCAUCGACAUCCACUUGAUCCAAUCGAAUCUGAUUCAGAUUCUGAUCUUCGUAGUCGUCAUAGAUCAAAUAAUAAAUCAAAAACAAAACAUCGUCGAUCACAUUCACGUUCGUCAUCAAGUGAAGGUGAACGACGACGAAAGCGUAAACAAUCUGAUAAAAAUAAUGAUACAAAUCAUCGUCGUCGUCGAAGACAUUCAUCGGCUAGUUCAAGUCGUAGUUCAACAACUCGUAGUAAGAGUCGAGAUCGAAAACGACGAAUAUCGGUUGAAAAACAUGAACCAAAACCAACUAGUACAAUUAUUAUGCAUAACAUUCCAUUAAUUUUCGAUGAACAUGAGCUCUUAUCUGAAUUAUCGAUUGCUAAAGUACCAAUACAAGAAAUUCGUAUAAUUCAUCGUAGAGAUCCCGCGACAAAUCUUCAAACGGCUUAUAUCGAAUUCAGUACAGUUCAAGAAGCUGAACAAUGGAUGAAUUUAACGCAGGGUACAUUUCUUCUCAACGAUCAUCUUGUUACACUGACACAUCGCUUCGACGACGAUUCAUCAUCGAUAAAUAUCAACAGCAAUACUACUACUCAUCGAGAUUAUCAGCGUAAUAAUAUCAAUGAAUUACGUCUUCGUGAUUGGGAUUGUUAUAAAUGUGGUGUACAAAAUUUUAAACGACGUGAUCAUUGUUUUAAUUGUCAUAUAUCGCGUGAAGACUCGGAACGAACACGAGAUCUUGAUGGAUUUUCAUUUGUUGGUUUAAAUCCAUGCAAUACAUUGGUACUACGUGGUUUAGAUAUUUUAACAUCUAAAGAAACAAUUGAAACUAAAUUGCUUGAAUUAACAUUAGUACCAAUGAAAAAUUCUGCAAUUGUUAAAGACAAUUAUACCGGUGUAUCACGUGGUUUUGCUUUUGUUGAAUAUAAUUCAAUACAUGAUUCCGUAUUAGUUUAUGAAAAAUUACAAACAACAACACCUGGAGUUGAGAUCGAAGGAAAAGCUGUUAUAGUCCAUUUUUCAAAAAAUAAUUUUGCAACAUCACUUGCACAAAUUCAAGAUGAAGAUGAAGAUUUUUAUUCAAGACGAUCAACAUCGUCUCGAAAUCGUCAUCGACAUGAUCAUGAUCGUCCGUCAAAUGUUGGUCAAUUACUUCCAUCAAAUAAUGUCGAUCGAACACUUACUGCAGCUGAUAUUGCUCAACAAGCAUUACAAAAUAUUCAUGCUCAAAAACAACGUGAUUAUACUCGUCCACAACGUCGUCGAAAUCAUUCAAGUAGUGAUUAUUCAAGUGAUUCAUCAUCAAAUCCACAAAAAAAAAGACAAUGUUCAAAAAAAGAAUCCGAACAAUAUACAACACCAGAUCCAUCAAAAUUUGAAUGGUAUCCAGAAGUUGGUUAUCAUUUUGAUAAAACAACAGGAUUUUAUUUUGAUGCUAAAUCAUCAUAUUUUUAUAAUCCAACAACACAAAAAUAUAUGUAUUGGGAUCCAGCUCAAUCAACAUAUAUACCUGUUGAAGAUACAAUAACAACAACAGUUACAAAUGAAACUACAAAUACAACAGCAACUGAGCCAAAAGAUAAAUCUGAAAAAGUCAAAAAUGCUCAAAAAGUUGCAAAAGAAAUGGAACAAUGGGCAAAAAAAGAACGUGAAAGAAAAGAAAAAGAAGCUAAACGUAAAGCUCAAGUAGCAGCAGCUGCUAUGCCAACAACAAUAAGUACGAGUGAUUCUACAUCUACAAAUUCAUCUUCAACAGGAGCAUCAUCAUUUGCUGAAGUUGGUCUUCCAUCAAAUCGACCAACUGGUGGUUUAAUAUCACUAAAUUUGAUGUCAUCUAAUAGUAGUACAUCUACAACAAAUCGACCAGCUUUAUUAGCAGCAUUUGAUAAUCCUGAUUCGGAUAAUGAUGAUAAUGAUAAUGAUAAUGAUAAUAAUACAACAAAAUCUUCAACAACAACGACAACAACAAGUACAAAUGUUCUUGAUAGUAAUGAAGAAAAAUUAGUUGAUUGGAAUAAAUUAGCAUGUCUUCUAUGUCAACGACAAUUUGAUACACGUGAAAUACUUGAAAAACAUUUACAAAUGUCAAAUCUUCAUAAAGAAAAUUUAGCAAAAGCCGGUAUUGUUCGAUCACAACCACUUGUUUAUCGUGAUCGUGCGAAAGAACGUCGAGAAGCAUUCGGAAUAGAUGAUUCAAGUAAACGAAAUGAUUAUUCACCUGUUCAUGAACGAUCAUCAUAUUCAACAAAUUCGCGCCGAACACAUAAUCAAAAUCAAUCAUCAUCGUCAUCAUCAGGUAGUAUCGGUUCAAAACUAAUGAAGAAACAUGGUUGGCAAGAAGGCCAAGGUUUAGGAAAAAAAUUACAAGGUCGAGCUGAUCCUCUUGAAGCUGAAAUGAGACAAAGAGGACUUGGUCUUGGUGCCGAUCAACGACUUAAAUAUCAUGCUGAGCCAGGAGAUUCAUAUAAAGAUGUUGUACGAAAAGUUGCACGUGCACGAUUUUCAAUGAUGGAAUCUUGA